Messenger RNA from Aegilops tauschii subsp. strangulata, 3098 nucleotides. NCBI's taxonomy places the organism in Eukaryota, Viridiplantae, Streptophyta, Magnoliopsida, Poales, Poaceae. The record is from RefSeq and is a predicted model, not a curated record.
CUAUCCCCCCUUCCCCGCGCGCCUGAGACGGUGGCCACCGUGAUACGUUCUAGGGUUCAGCUCGCCGGCGAUGUCGAUGCCGUUACCGGGGCGGACGCUCGUCGACCUCGACGGCGACGCGCUGGCCCACUGCGCGCGCCACCUCGGCGCCCGCGACGUCGCCAGCCUCGCCAUGGCCUGCCGCCCGCUGCGCGCUGCCGCCUACUGCGACGCCGUAUGGUACCACCUCUACAGCGAUAUUAGGUGCCGCAACGAUGGUUGGGACUGCAACAUUAUGAACCUCUACUGUGAUUUUCUUGUUUGAGCAGAUAGAGUUAAGCUUCGGAGAACAUCUGGUUUGGUGUCAGCUAGGCUGAGGAAGCCUCGAUUGAACAGUACAUUAAUUGUUGGGAUGCACUGCACUGAAAGGGAGGAGAUCCUGUCAUUUUUCAGAAUGACUUUCAUCUUCAUUGUUGUAUGAUUGGUUGGCAUUUGAUAGGAAAACUUGAUCAUAAGACUGUCAGAGGGUUUGUGGGUCCACCGAUUUAGUGGCACUUUAUUAGUUGUCUUGGUUGUUGGGAUUGCAAUCUGCAGACUUGUCAAUCUUCUGAUUUGUAUCUCUCCAGCAAAGUAGAAUAUUUGAAAUAUGGAGCAACAGUGUUGGUGUUUAUGGUAUACUCCCUAUGCGUCAUAACAAUAGUGUUUUUUUGGACAUUGACACAGUUUGCAAGGCGUUUUUUGGAUAACUUGAUGUUGAAUUUAAAAAUGUUGUUUCACAAAAAAAGAGAGCGGUUUGUACAUUAAGAGUGAGCUCAAGUUUAGGGUUUCAGGUACUAUCAUACAUUAUGAACGUCUAUCUAUUACAUGUUGAAGAUAUCAAUUUGAUGUUGUCGGUGCUAGUUAUUUUUCAUUGUAGAGUCAAACCUAGAAAUAUUGGACUCAUACAAUUCAAAAUGACUUAUAUUCGACUCUGUUGGACUAACUUUUUUAAGUAGUAGUUUUUGGUAGUUUAAUUGGAUAAAGCUAUUAUGUAGGUGGAGGAAUUGUCACUGUCUACACAAUAUGAACUUUAUUUAAUAAGGCGCAUGCAAUUUGAAAGUGACAGGCAGCGAAUGUUUCUUUUACGUGAUGCCACUACAAAUGCUUGAUGGUCGUUUGUUCGCUUUUAUGCUUUGCAUCAAGUUUUACAGUUUCUACGAGUUGAUCAAUGUCGUGUGAUCCUUUUCUGAACUCACAUAACUGUAUCUAAUGUUUGAGUCUAUGCUAUAUAGUAUUUUGAGACUUUGGAAACUACAUAUGUAUCUGAUUGCCCACUUAUUUAUUGCGUCAUGACCAUUUGAACGCUUAGGGGGCAAUGGCCUUUUCAACAAGUGCCUCGUGGAGCUUUGGGGAUUAGAGAACUAUACAUUCGGAGGCACACUGAAGUACAUCAAAUGAAAUUUGAUGAUCCCUUAUCAUCUAUUUAUUAUCUAGAUCCCACGGAGCCGACACCAAGCCACCUAAUGCUUGAUAGGAAUGGUGUUUGGUUCUCUCAAGGGCCAGUAGUCAAAAGAUUGAGGCUUGGUCUGGACAUGGAAUUAGUGGAAACCUACAGGACCCAUAGCGCGAGGAUCACUUGUAUGAGAUUAUUCCCACUAAUCGACACCCCGUUGUAUCGAAGUGAUGCACAUAGAAAUGAAAAGGCAUUAGCCACUUCAAGCACAGAUAGAACAGUCCGUCUUUGCUGGAAGGGCCAAUCACGCUGUUACAAGGGCCAUUCAGGACCUGUUACUGCUCUGGCUGACAAAUUGCUUGAUGACGGUGAAUGUAAAAUACUCGCAACUGGUGGUGAAGACUGCACCAUUCGCCUUUGGUCUAUGAAUACAAGAGCAAAAAAACACCCUCUAAUAUCAACUUUGCACGGGCAUGAAAAAACACUGUCACUUUUGUCUGUUGCUUGGCAUAAAUCCUCCCUGCUGGUCAGCAGUUCCAAAGAUACAAAGGUGAAAGUGUGGGACACAAUGGCACCUCCUUCCAGUGUCUCAUCAUCUUGCGUUGGGGGUGCUCAUCUUAACUCAAGUGGUCCACCGAUUGCAAUCAAAUGCUACGAAUCCCUUUGUUACAUUGCUGCUGGAUCCGAAGUGACAGCAAUUGAUUUGAGGACGAUGAAGAAGGCUUCUGUUCUUGCACCUCGUAACCAAAGAAUACUUUCUUGUGAGAUGCUGCCCUCUGAAUGGCUAAUAUGCACGGGCAUAAAAGACAAGGCUCUUCUGUGGGAUAUUCGUAAGUCUCAAGAACUCAAGCACACAGUCGCAGAACUGCAUUCAGAUGGUCCCGUGACGUUGCUUCACUUGGAUCCAUACAAGGUAGUGAUGGGCGCGCCAUGGGAUGGUCAGGUCCAUGUCUGGGAAACUCGGACGGGCCACUUGGUGAACAGAUUGAGUUGCGACGAGCCUGUUAAAUCAGGAGGGAGAAGCACAAUGUCAGCCAUGGCCGUGGACGGGUGUAGGAUUGUCACCGCAGGGAGUAGUUCUACCAGAGGCAGCCUGUUACACUACCAAGACUUUCUGAGAUCCUCAGUUCCUGUAGCUUUACCUGGCAAGGAGGUUUCCAAGUUCUGGGGAUCUCAAGAAUAUGACGAUGAAGACUAGCGUAAAUUAUCCUCACAAAGGUAGCAUUGCAUACAAGAUGAGAUUUUGAGAGCUCAUCCCUUAUGUUAAGCUGGUGCACAUCUGUCUCUUGGCCUCUCCAUGCUAAGGUUUAUUAAAAAUACAAGGGAGCGUCUUUGCAAAUGGGCCUGCACCAUGCAUGCAGGAAGGAUACUACUGCCUGAGCAGUUUGCUUGUAAGGCUUCAUCUGUAGCUACAUACAUAUUGUUUUUCUCGAAAAAGCUACAUACAUAACAUGAACCUUUGUGUAACUAGUGGUGACAGGAUAAUCAUGUUGUUCUCUUCACCAUAGAAUUACAGUGGAUUAGGUUGAGUUUCUCAAAAAAGUGAGGCCUGGUUCCCGCAGUAUUCCUCUGAAGGGCAGUUAUAGUGCUACUGAACAUAUAUGCAGAAGUCCAGUAGCACAUGUGUUGACAAUCAUAUUACCAUUGUAAGAUAUUCUCAUAGAUAAUGAAUCAUAUCCCACGAGUA